GUUUUCUGGGUGUACUUGCUUUAGUGCCUGACAGGUGGUGCUACACUUUUAUAAAUUCUACUGUCUGCAAUCCUUUAUAAAUUUCUUCUGUAAUUAAUGAGUGCCUAAACGAAAUACAAAGCAAAAUACAAUACACCCUAUAAUCCCCAACAACCACAAAAAUGGUAUAACAACACAAACUUAACCUCACAAUUUAAAUUUUAGGAUGUAUUUUUAAUGAUUAGAAGAAAAAAGCUAACUAUAUUUACAGACGCAAAGGAUACCACAACGGUUUUAGAAUUAAAGAAAAUGAUUGAAGGGAUUUUGAAAGUGGCACCUCAUAACCAGCAACUAUUCAACAAAGAAAAUGCUGUUAUGGAGGAUGUAAAGAUGCUGCAAGAUUACGGACUUUCUUCAACAACCGCCAAAGCUCAAAGUCCUGCAACUGUUGGUCUAGCUGUCAGAGAUGAGAACGGCGCAUUUGAGCCUUUAGAAUUAACUCCUUAUUCUUCACCACCUGAUCUACCUGAUGUUAUGAAAUCUCAAGAAAGCAACGGUCAAGAACAAUCUUCUUAAACUCCAUUGUACAUUAUUACUCAGAACUGAAUUUAUUCCUUACAUUCAGUACCAAAAUAGAUAAUUUUAUUUUAACCAUUAAUUUAACGAUUGUCAUAUUCAGUUUAUUAUUUAAAAAUGGCAACAUAAAAUCAGAUCAACAUUAUAGACUAAAGUCUAUGAUGCAUUCUAAAUCUUAGUAAGUCCUAGUUUACAAGCUUUAAUAAUAGUCUCUAUUGAGUACUUUCUCCAUAUGAAUGUAUUUAUUAUAUGUACAGUUUUUGCGAGUAUAUAGUAGUGGAAGAGCUGUAUUGCUUUAGCUCAUUUUUGUAAAACCAGUUACCAAUGCUAAAUCUGAAUAUUUGGAAUUUUUUAGGCUUUAUAAAUGCAAUUUGUUGAUGUUUACGAGAAGUUAUAACAAUUAUUGUGAAUCUUAACAAAUGUAAAUGGUUUUGGUAAGGAUAGAUUAAUAAAUUAAGGUUUGACAGUUGGA
Molecule: messenger RNA, 1027 nt
Organism: Photinus pyralis (common eastern firefly)
Lineage: Eukaryota; Metazoa; Arthropoda; Insecta; Coleoptera; Lampyridae
Product: elongin-B-like
Exons: 4
Coding region: 217-555 (112 amino acids)
Biological process (GO): transcription elongation by RNA polymerase II
Cellular component (GO): elongin complex; VCB complex
Molecular function (GO): protein binding
Source: RefSeq, a predicted model, not a curated record